AUGCAUUUCCAAGAUAUUGCAUUCGCUCUCUUUGUGACUGGAGCCUACGCUGCACCAACUGCUUUAAAAUCUAGAGAUGCAUGCUCAGAUAGCUGCAACACUGAGUACAACACCUGUCGAAGUGCUCCGGAUGCAAACCGAUCCACUUGUGCUUCCAAUUAUGCAUCAUGCCUUGGAUAUUCUCCAUAUGAUAGCAAUGGAUCAUUCGUCACCCCUACUGCUUGCUCGUCAGUAGCAAAAUCAUCUACAGGUUCAUCCGCCGCAUCAUCCGCUACAACUAAUGCUUGUGUAUCCCAAUGCAACGCAUCAUACAACUCUUGUCGAAGUGCUCCAGGCGCAAAUCAGUCCACUUGUGCUUCCAACUAUGCAGGAUGCCUCGGAUAUUCUCCGUUCGAUAGUAAUGGAUUACUCGUCACCCCUACUGCUUGCUCGUCAGUAGCAACAUCAUCUACAGGUUCAUCCGCCGCAUCAUCCGCUACAACUAAUGCUUGUGUAUCCCAAUGCAACGCAUCAUACAACUCUUGUCGAAGUGCUCCAGGCGCAAAUCAGUCCACUUGUGCUUCCAACUAUGCAGGAUGCCUCGGAUAUUCUCCGUUCGAUAGUAAUGGAUUACUCGUCACCCCUACUGCUUGCUCGUUAGUAGCAACAUCAACCAAUGUUGCAACCACAACCACUACUCAAGCUGCUCCAUCUACCACAGCUGACGCUUGCGUAUCCCAAUGCAAUGCAUCAUACAACUCUUGUCGAUCUGCUCCAGAUGCUAACAUGUCUACAUGUGCUUCUAACUAUGCAUCAUGCCUUGGAUUUUCUCCUUUUAACAACGGUGGAUCCCUUGUCACACCUACUGCUUGCUCGUCAGUACCAACAUCAACCACUGUUGCGACCACAACCACUACUCAAGCUGCUCCAUCUACCACAGCUGACGCUUGCGUAUCCCAAUGCAAUGCAUCAUACAACUCUUGUCGAUCUGCUCCAGAUGCUAACAUGUCUACAUGUGCAUCUGAAUAUGCCACAUGUCUUGGAUAUCUACCAUUUGACAACAGCGGAUCCCUCGUCACUCCUACCGCAUGUUCCAGCAGCGCCGUUUCUACAACAAGUGCACCAAGUUCCACACAAGCUCCUCAAGCUUCCGGAAACGAACGGACUAUCAAGCAAUUGAUCAGAUACUGUUCCGAAGAUGGAUCUGGAUGUGAUUAUAACUUUGCCAUCUCCUACAACGAUGAGCGACCUGAUGAGAGAUGUACCGUCAUUCGUAUGCCAGGAAGUGGUGCUACUACCGAGUCCUGGUAUGGAAUUCCAUGUACUACAGGAUCUGUCAACACUAUCUCUUGGGGAGUUUCUGAACAGUUUGGUGUUGAAAAUGCAUUUGCUGUUUUGACUGUCACCAACAACGAAGAGAAGACAAAUGCUUAUUUCGGUGUUGCGAAUGUGAACAGUAACCCGGUCACUCCUUCAAGUCCUGCUGGAUCCGGCAACUUUGGAGAUAUUGGUCCUGAACCAGUUUAUGGUUUCUAA
Messenger RNA from Botrytis porri, 1515 nucleotides. RefSeq lists its product as uncharacterized. The record is from RefSeq and is a predicted model, not a curated record. Lineage: Eukaryota; Fungi; Ascomycota; Leotiomycetes; Helotiales; Sclerotiniaceae. The transcript has a single exon. The coding region runs from base 1 to 1515 and encodes 504 amino acids.